CAUCAUAGGGUUCGUUUAGUGUUUUUAAAGUCCCGUUUUAGUUUGCAAGACGUGUCCGGAAUCCUUGCAUCUGUAAUAGUAAUCCAACGUUAAUGUUUGAAAACAAACUCAUACCAAUUUAGUUUUGAACUUUUAAGAUGAUGGUUUUGGAAGCACGUUCUCCGUCAUGUGAACUAACCUAACUGUGUUAAUAGUUUAACAGAUGUUUAGUGUUAGUGUUAGCAUGUCCGUUAACUAGUUGGCAUCGGUACUUGUUUGGGCCACGUGUCAAGUGCAGGACAGUUAUUCAACUGUUGUUAUUGCAUGGAGCUGGUUGUAGCUUAAAGUUACGUGACUUGCUGGACAGAGCUAUGUUAUGUGAAUGCUCAGCAUAUGUGUAUGUAAGCUAACGCAACAUGUUCUAGUCAAAGUUAACGACGGAGUUUGUUUCAAGCUGUCAAUUGCCAUUGAUUUUGCUGCAUAGCUAUUGACGUCAAGCUGUGUUCUCCUGCUUCAGUUCUUUUCAAUCAUUGUUGGUUUCUGAAGAGGAACAAAGGUUAACGCCGUCUGUCAUAUAGAACAAAAUGUUGGACUGUCCUAGUGUGACCCCCUUUUCAGUUUGUUACAAAAGGAUCUUCACAAGUCUCGACAAUGUUUAACACUAUGAGCAACAGCCAUUGUCACCACAAAGGAUGAUCUACCUGCCCAAAAUUCAGAGGCAUAAUUGUUAAAUCACACAUUACUAACAUAACUUGGGCUCAGACAUAGUUGCUGUUUUGUUAUUCAGUCAGCCCUGGUCAAACCCCUUGUGAUCCUGUGGCCUUUGAGAAAAUGGUGGACAGCUUGGCCAGUGGAGAUGGCGUGAAGGACAGUGGAGAGUCUCUGGCCAAAGAGGAGAAUGGGCACCUACCGGACCCUGAGGAGCUUCAGCCCGUACCUCCCAAAUCCAAGGCUGACCCUGAGGCUCAGACUGGCAUGCCGCCGCGGGCUUGGAAGUGGUCUGUCAUCUUCCUCUGCUUCUAUGGCUUCAUGGUUCAGUUGAAGCCAGGGGAACCCUUCAUCACGCCGUACCUGCUCAGCAUGGAGAAGAACUUCACCAAAGAGGAGGUCACUAAUGAGAUCAUCCCGGUGUUGUCCUACUCGUACAUGGCGGUGCUGGUGCCGGUGUUCCUCCUGACGGACUACCUGCGCUACAAGCCUGUGCUGGUGCUGCAGAGCAUGAGCCAUGUGUCCAUCUGGCUGCUGCUCUACCUGGGCUCCACCCUGCUGGAGAUGCAGUUCAUGGAGUUCUUCUACGGCAUCACCAUGGCGGCACGCGUGGCUUACUCCUCCUACAUCUUCUCGCUGGUGCCACCGUCCGAGUACCAGCGCGUGGCCAGCUACUCGCGCACGUGCGUGCUCAUGGGCGUCUUCGCCAGCUCGGUGCUGGGCCAGCUCUGCGUAUCACUGGGCAACGUAACGUACGCCACGCUCUCGGCCGUCUCGCUGGGCUUCGUCAGCUUGGGCCUGCUGCUGUCCACCUGUCUGCCCUGGCCAGGCCGGAGCAUGUUCUUCAACAAGACCUGGCGCGCCGAGGAGGCUAAGAAAGCUGCUGGCGGCGCCGCCACCCAGGCGGAGUUGGCCCAAAUGCGGCCCAGUGGCAAAUCGGCGACGCUCGUCCCAUCCUCGUGUUUCUCCUCAUCCUGGAAGGACUCCGUGUUCGUGAGCAUGCUGAAGGAGCUGAGGAAUGUCGUGCGUGUGCCCAGCCUACGGCUCUGGAGCCUGUGGUGGAUAUUUAACUCCACUGGCUACUACCUGGUGCUCUUCUAUGUGCACACCCUGUGGAACAAGCUCGCCCCCUCCACUGAGAACAAGGUCUACAAUGGUGGAGUGGAGGCAGCUUCCACACUACUAGGUGCCAUAACGUCGUUCGCGGCCGGCUACCUGAAGAUCCGCUGGAAGCUGUGGUCGGAGCUGGUCAUCGGCGGGAUCACGGCCAUCAUGGCCGCCCUCCUGCUGCUCAUGGGCAGCACGGAGAACAUCUGGGUGUGUUACGUCACCUACAUCCUAUUCCGAGGCUUCUACCAAUUCUUGGUUCCUAUCGCCAUUUUCCAAAUCGCAUCUUCGCUGACUAAGGAGCUGUGCGCUUUGGUGUUUGGUGUGAACACUUUCCUCGGGACCAUCUUCAAGUCCAUCAUCACCCUCAUAAUCGCUGAUAAACGAGGGCUUGCUUUGCCAGUUGAGUCACAGUUUUUUGUGUACUUUGGCUUCUUUGUGGUCCUGACGGGGGUCUACUUGGCAAGUGCGGCCUGGGUCAUCACGCAACACUAUCGGAACACACACAAAGAGGGCGAAGUCCCGCCCACAGCCAUGAGCCCCAUUGAGUCCGAGGCGACAGAAUCAGAGCCUCUGUCUAAUGGCGGCGGGGUGAAAACAUGAGCAAACUCAGGUGGGAGAUAUUGUGACUGUGAGUCGAUGCUGAUACAGAGGGUGACUUUACCUAGCAGAUUGCACGGGAUUUACUGCACAGCUGUAUACAGUAAUGACUGUAGAUGACAAGGUAGAGUGAUCCUUUAUAUGCAGAAGUGCCUUGUGCCACAGAAUCUUAGAUCCGUUAAUGAACAGUUGUUACACAUGUAACGAUUUGAACCUCAGUUUGUAGAAGCAGUAGUGUUUGCUACUAAUUCUAGCCCAUUCAGAGCACACAUUAUUUGUGAAUUGUUUUUGGAUUUCUUUUGGUGUCUUCGGUCACCAGAAGAAUUGUCAGUGUUCCACACCAUUCACUUUUAGAGACACAUUUUGUUGUAUAGUGACUGAUACAUCAGUGCUCAAGACUUUGACUCUGCAGAGUUUUUUUUGCUGGUAUGUUUUUAAGUUGUGCUGGAAGCUCUUUUUAAAAAAAUGUUUUUAACAAUCGUCUUUCCUGCUUCGGAUCGUUGAGAAACGUUCAGGUGACUAUUCAAGUCAGUACAGUAUUUAUUGUGUUGUUUUUUUUUUGCCAAGUGAAAUAUGGGAUCAUUACAUAAGGAUAUGUAAAAUGUGUUUCAAUGAAGGACCCACACCACGCUUCCCUAGAGGGACCAAAUGUUAUUGUGCCACAAUUCUCUGCAUGCGCUCCCGGUAGUUAACUACAAUUUUUCUUCUAGUAGGUUCAGGUCCACAACUGUUCAGCAGUCUGUCAACAUUUGUCAUCCUAAGCCAGCCUUUGUCUAGCCAUGUACUAUAUAUUUAUAGUCUUUACUGCUUGUGUAAACAAGCACAGACGUUGGUACGUUUAUUCUUUGCCUGACCUUGUGACAAAAUAAUAUCAGUGGAAGGGUUAUAGAACUUGUAUAUAUCAGCAUUUUACAGUGAAAACACAUGUAAGAAAUGUUACUGAAUAACCAGCCUUCGACAUUGUCAGUAUUUUCGUACAUAUGGCACAAUAGUCCAACCAGUCAUGCAGAUGUGACACAUGCUGUUUUAAUGCUGGUGAGGGUUGUGGUGGAUGCUGCAUGUACCUGCCUGCCUCUUCUCAAGGGGGAGGUGUCGGAUCAGUCAGUCUGGGCGAUUCAUACUCUGUGUUCACAACACAUUGAUACGUAGGACAAAGUAGAAUGUCAGGAGUUAGUAUGCUGCUUCACUGAUUUCUGGUUCCUAGCAAUGCAACAAAAUGCUUCCAGUUAUACUUUAUAACUAUAUAAUAGUUUUAUCAUAUCACUUUUUUUAUCCUUAGAAUUUGACCAGUAAAUGCUGGGUUUUGCUGACAAUAUCUUUUCCAAAUUUGCGACACUCCUAUAGUUUGAUUGUUAAUGUGAUUUGUUGAAUAACUCUGAUUACUCAGUGAUUUCUUUUUUUUUGGAGUUAGUCUGAUUCAUCUUAGUUAGAGCUAGCACUUCAGGAAAACUUCGGUACGUCUCUACAGGGUUACCAGUACACACAGCAGAACUGCAAACUAGAAUAUGGUGUCUAUGGCCCAUGUGAAAACAUAUGUCUCUACAGGGUAACCGGUACACACACCAGAACUGCCAACUAGAAUGUGGUGUCUAUGGUCCAUGUGAACUUUCACACUAGUGCCAUGAUCCUGUAAUAAUAUAAAGAAUUCCAAAAAUGUUUUUAAUGUCAUGUUCACUGAUUCAUGCAACUGCAAUAGGAAGCUAUUUUAAAAUGCGUAGGAAUGUUCACUUAACUGCACUUCUCUGAUAGAUUUUGAAAAAGGCACUUUUAUCAUUUUUGUGGAAGAAGGCCUUUGGGAAGCUAAGGAAUCAGAUUACUGUGAUUGCGCCUUGUCACACUGUAUCAUUAAUAGAUAAACAUAAUUUGAGUGAUGGUAGUUCUGCUUUGAGUUGAGUUUUAGUCCCACCCUUAGCUGGUCAGGGAAGCCACCAUGGAUGUGGUUUGAGACGUCAGCACUCAUGUCACUCAACACUGCACUUACUGAUUACUAUUAAAAACAAAUCAUUGACAGAGGACAGCUUUUUUUUCUAUGUUAUAGAAUAUUUGGAUGCAGUUUACAGCCUUGGUGGGGCAUGAGUGAUUUUUAUGGGCUUUUGUAAGCUAAAAUGUCAUGAUGUAGCAGCAGAAUGACAUGCACAUAUUAUCUUAACUCAGAUAUUAUCUGUGUUGGAUGUGGAUCAACAAAUGAUUUCUCUAAGCAGCUGAUCCUUAUUAUGUAUGACCCAGAAUAUGUAUUUUUUUCUUUCCUAAACUGAUUUUCUUUUGUAAUGCUUGAGUUUUAUACUAAUAUUGUUCUGGAUGAUUUUGAGUCAUAACUGUGGAACUACUAUUGCU
Molecule: messenger RNA, 4728 nt
Organism: Alosa alosa (allis shad)
Lineage: Eukaryota; Metazoa; Chordata; Actinopteri; Clupeiformes; Clupeidae
Gene: slc19a1
Product: solute carrier family 19 member 1
Exons: 7
Coding region: 811-2397 (528 amino acids)
Biological process (GO): folate transmembrane transport
Cellular component (GO): plasma membrane; basolateral plasma membrane; apical plasma membrane
Molecular function (GO): folate:monoatomic anion antiporter activity; folic acid binding
Source: RefSeq, a predicted model, not a curated record